CGCGUUCCUCGAUAUCAAAUCGACCAGCAGCGGACUUGCCUCUUAACCAGUCUACGAAAGCGCCAAAGAAUCCUUUCGUUUACGAUAAAGUCUUCAACGAACCGGCGUUUCUUUCAAUCUACAUUUUAAUAUUCGUUACAUCUGUCGUGUGCAACAGUUUGGUGUGUUGGAUUGUGAAGAAGAACCGUUCAAUGCAUACAAAAACGAAUUUCUUGCUGGUCAAUUUGGCCGUAGCUGACAUGCUCGCGACCGUUUUGUCAAUUUUUCAUGUGGUUGAUUACUUGGCGAUGGAUUUACAUUUGGGUGACAUAGCGUGCAAGUUCCGAGGGAGUUUGGUCUACAUCUGUCACGGUGUAAGCGUUUUCACAUUGACCGCUAUUGCGCAUGAGCGAUAUCAUGCUAUUUGCCAACCGCUCACCAAUCAUCUGCGUCAAACCUCCAUUAAGUGGAUAAUACCGCAAACCUGGCUGCUGUCGAUGAUAAUUCACGUUCCAUCCAUUGUCUAUUGUGGCACGCAAAUAAAUAAAUACAAACAAUCCAGCUGUAGCUGUUAUGAAUUAUUUCCUUCGCAUGGAUCUGCAAAAGCGUAUGCCAUCUCGAGAUACAUGGUACUUUUCGUUCUCCCUGCUGUCUUAGUUAUCUACCGCUAUACGUUAGUUAUAAGAAGCUUGCGUCAAUCCUCUUCGGGUGACGGUGAUUCCGGAUUUACGCCGCAAGAAACAAGGAAACGUGUCGUUAAAAUGUUGAUCGCAUCGUCGGCAUUUUUCUUUCUGGCUUGGGCGCCGUUUUAUACAUCAUACCUUUUAAAAGAUACAGGAGUUGACAAAAGGAGUGUAUAUAGCUUCAUCUGGUACUUCUCAAUGUUGUUGGCACUUGCUAAUUGUGCAUACAACCCUGUGAUUUACUGCCUGCUAAGCAAGAACUUCCGUGAGGGUUACAACGCAGUCUUUUGCUGGUGUUUUCGAGGUAGAAUUAUCUGGCCUUCACGUGCAGCUGACAGCGAUAUUGUUCUCAAUAAUAAUGUCAUGGGAACAGGUCGUGGUUAUCACAUUGAUGACGGAUUAUAAUCAAUAUUUUUUUAUAUAGCAAACCGAAGAACGUUUUGUUCUGCUUUGAUUCACGUGCUGUUCCAAGCACGCAGCAAGUUCGCCACAAUCCCGAACCCUGCUAAAAUGUUUUAAUACAGACUUUAAGAUCUACGACGUGACACCCUGCUCUCCACGACGCGCCUUAAUUCAGCGUUGUGAAAAACAAAGCUUUAAUGAAAUCAUUCAUACUAUAGAGAAGCGCGGAAUCUUUUAGUAUCUCAUUAACUAUGAAUGAUCAUUCCAUCCCGUCUAUUGUCAUAGUUGCAUUCCAGCCGACCGAAAUACGACGUUUAAAGGCCGAACACGCCGGAUGCAAUCCGACAACGUGACUCGAUUUUCACGAAUUUUUUAAUUUUCAAAAGCAACUUAGUUUGAUCAUAAGUUCCUUGAAAGUUUGUGAUGGUGAUAACAGUAAUUUUGGAUGACAUUUAAAGAAACGUAACCCGCUCGAGUUUUCAGCAAACUCCGAACGAAGUUGUGCAGAAAAUACAAACAGAAGCAGCCAUUUAAGAGCGUAAAAUUUAAUUUAUGGGCGAUACUCAAUCCUGAAACACUAUCUAUGGGAAUAAAUCUCUCAAAGCAACUCUCAUUUCUUAUAUUAGGGUUUAGUUUAAGGCCAAAUCAAGAUUUCUUCAUUAAAACUCUCAACUUUCCUAUAAAACCUGUUUGAAAAAAAUAUCAAUUAAGUGUAUCGAUUGGGCGAAUAUUUGGUAAUCCGAAAUGGCUCCAAUCUCAUCGCAGUAACGCAAGAAAGUCGUCGUCAUUGCAUGCAGGUUGAAAACAUUUAACGUUUUUACUAAAGAAACGGUGUAGGGCAUUUUGAAUUGAGUAUCGUGGUUAGGCUGAAAAACGAAAGUUGGUAUGUAUAUAGUUUGGAGACCAGUUGUGGAUCGGGAAGAUAUACUGCAGAUAUAGCUUAUAUACUUGGGGUUUGUACAUAUACGUAAUGGCAUGGUUUCGAGUGAGUUUUUCAAAGACCUCAAAAUAGUGAUAUCUCAAAAUAAACCUAAAAUAAACAAUUUGAAGGCUUUGAAAAACUCACGAGUAUAUGUUUUUCCAAAUUGCGCGACAAUCUAUGCUAUUACCUAUUAUUAAUAUACAUAAAUUAAAGAA
Messenger RNA from Dendronephthya gigantea, 2201 nucleotides. RefSeq names its product gastrin/cholecystokinin type B receptor-like. The transcript has 3 exons. Gene Ontology annotation, biological process: G protein-coupled receptor signaling pathway. Lineage: Eukaryota; Metazoa; Cnidaria; Anthozoa; Malacalcyonacea; Nephtheidae. The record is from RefSeq and is a predicted model, not a curated record. Gene Ontology annotation, molecular function: G protein-coupled receptor activity. Gene Ontology annotation, cellular component: membrane. Bases 192 to 1067 code for a protein of 291 amino acids.